Odobenus rosmarus divergens (Pacific walrus) is the source of this 1133-nucleotide messenger RNA. RefSeq names its product paraoxonase 3 (gene PON3). The coding region runs from base 5 to 1069 and encodes 354 amino acids. The record is from RefSeq and is a predicted model, not a curated record. Gene Ontology annotation, cellular component: extracellular region. Gene Ontology annotation, molecular function: arylesterase activity. The transcript is spliced from 9 exons. Lineage: Eukaryota; Metazoa; Chordata; Mammalia; Carnivora; Odobenidae.
GACCAUGGGGAAGCUGAUGGUUCUGACCCUGCUUGGGGCCGGCUUGGCCCUCAUCGGGGAGCGGUUAGUGGCCUUUAGACAAAGAAUUAAUACAUCUUGGGAAGUGGAGCCAGUAGAACCCCAGUACUGCCGCCUCAUUGAGGGACUUGAAAAUGGCUCUGAAGAUAUUGAUAUACUUCCUAGUGGGCUGGCUUUUAUCUCCAGCGGAUUGAAAUAUCCAGGCAUGCCAAACUUUGCACCAGAUGAGCCAGGACAGAUUUUCUUGAUAGAUCUGAAUGAGCAGAACCCAAGGGUCCAGGCACUAAACAUCAGUGAUGGUUUUGACAAAGCAUCGUUUAAUCCACAUGGAAUCAGUACUUUCACUGAUGAAGACCAUACUGUGUAUCUUUAUGUUGUGAAUCAUCCCCACAUGAGGUCCACGGUGGAGAAAUUUAAAUUUGAGGAAAAACAACGUUCUCUUGUACACCUGAAAACUAUAAAACAUGAACUUCUCAAAAGCCUGAAUGACAUUGUGGUUCUUGGACCAGAACAGUUUUAUGCCACAAGAGACCACUACUUUACCAACUUCUUCUUGGUACUAUUAGAGAUUAUCAUGGAUCUUCGUUGGACUUAUGUUGUUUUCUACAGUCCAGGAGAGGUCAAAGUGGUAGCUAAAGGAUUUAGUUCUGCCAAUGGGAUCACAGUCUCACUAGACAAAAAGUAUAUCUAUGCAGCUGAUGUAACUGCUCAGAACAUUCACGUACUGAAAAAACACGAGAACUGGGAUUUAACUCAAGUGAAGGUAAUACAUCUGGGCACCUUAGUGGAUAACUUAACUGUGGAUCCCGACACGGGAGAUAUUUGGGCAGGAUGCCAUCCUAAUGGCAUGAAGCUGCUGCUCUAUAACCCUGAGGAUCCUCCAGGGUCUGAAGUACUUCGCAUCAAGAAUGUUUUGUCUGAGAAGCCUAAAAUCAGCAUUGAGUAUGCCAAUAAUGGCUCUGUGAUUCAGGGAAGCUCCGUGGCUUCUGUGUACCACGGAAAACUGCUCAUAGGCACGGUAUUCCACAAAGCUCUGUACUGUUUGCUCUAGACUCCAGACAUUCCAAAAAGUCUUGUCAACCAGUGAAAGACAAAAUGGCAAGCAGCAAAAUAAA